GUAAUUCCUUAUCGCUCAAAAAAACAACAACAAGCAGGCAGGUUCUCCGUGGUGUCAACUCGCGUUUGUAUCUAGAUUUUCCUAUAUUCUGUGGAAACAGUGAGUGAUGGUGUGACAGUCGAAGAUAAGUACAUCUCUACAUUAACCUCCAUUUCUCUCUCACAUAGUUGUGCUUUAAAUCGUUCUCUUAUUCUCCAAUAUUGAAGCCCUCUCCAUCAGUGUAUAUGUUCUGAAUACACCUUCAUCAACUCAUAAUUUUUUGAUCUUGAAGAAAUGACCAUUUCUUCCUCCAGCAAGCCAUGGCUUGCCAAAUGCUUAACGAUGCCUCCAAAAUACAUACAAGCAUCCAUCAUCAUAUCAAUCGGUGGUAUUCUAUUUGGACUUGAUACGGGGACUAUCGCUCCCCUAACAGUGAUGCCUCAAUUCGACGAAACUUUCGGCAAACUCUCAUCGACAGUUCAUGGCCUCGUUGUCUCCACAAUCCUCAUCCCCGCAGCUCUCUCCUCAAUGUUCACUGGUCAUUUGGCCAAUGCUCUCGGUCGCUUAGCAGCUACUGCAAUUGGCUCCUUCAUCUUUGGUAUUGGUGCUACUAUUGAAUGUACUUCUUUUCAACUUCCUCAGCUUUUCAUCGGGCGUGCUAUAAAAGGAGUCGGCGAGGGCUUCUUCCUAAGCACAUUAGUCGUCUACAUCACCGAAAUAUCACCCCCAUCCCAGCGAGGUACUUUGGCUAGUCUUCCACAACUUGUCACUACUUUGGGGGUUCUAGUAGGUUACUUUAUGUGUUAUGGUUCUGUGGGAAUAGAAUCAAGUCUGAGUUGGAGAUUACCAUUUGCGGUACAAGCAGUUAUCGCAUUCUUGUUCACGGCCAGCACCAUGAUGUUUCUACCGCAAAGUCCAAGAUGGUUAGCGGCAAGAGGAAAGUUCGAGGAAGCGGAGCGGGUAUGGUCAGAUCUAAAGCUCCCGGAAAAAGAGAGAGAAACGGUGGAGGAUGAGGUAGAUGAUAAUGAAAAGGCGGAUCAGAAAGUGAAAGCGAAAGAUAUGUUCGCGAUUUUUGCACCAGAUGCUUGGAAGAGGACAGUUUUGGGGUUAUUCUUGAUGGGAAUCCAGCAGGCGGCUGGUAUUGAUGGUGUUUUAUAUUACGCACCCCUCCUCUUCCAAUCCGCCGGUUUAACUUCUUCAACUGCCUCCUUUCUCGCUUCGGGUAUUUCCGCUCUCCUAAUCUUCCUUACAACCAUCCCAACCUUUAUCCUCGCCGAUAAAUGGGGUCGCAGAACCAGCACCAUCGUCGGUGGUGUUGGCCAAUUUGUCGUCAUGUUCAUCAUCGCCUCUCUCUAUGCCUCCGGCUCUGUACAUUCCUCCUAUGGCGCCGGUCGAUGGGUCGUCAUCAUAUGCAUCUAUCUCUUCGCCAUUGUAUUUUCCGCCACAUGGGCCGUAACCUUUAGAGUAUACGUGGCCGAGAUUCAAAGUGGAAAAACGAGGGCCGGAGCAACGAGUUUGGGGUUGAGUGCUAAUUGGGCGGUAAAUUGGAUAAUAGCAUUUACGACGCCUAUCUUUCUAUCAAAGAGUGCGAGUGGAUGUUAUUGGUUAUGGGGAAGUGCUGCUUUAAUAACAGUCUUUGUGGCAGUGCUCUGGAUGCCGGAGACAAGGGGAAAGAGUCUAGAGGAAAUUGAUGCCAGUUUUAGGAAGGGAGAUAGGAAGGGCGCAGUUGUAGGUGGUGGAGUUUUGGAGUUAGGGCCCGUGGAGUAUCUGGAAACACAGGACGGAGGGGAAUAUGAGAAGGAUGGCAAGCAUGAUAUGAAAGUCACUUCAAGGGUUGUGGUAGAGACUCCGGCUUCGAGUUCUACUGUGUCAUUGUCGUGAUUUAGUAUGGAAAGACACUUUAAGAUCUGGUGCUAAGGAGUUUAUGGAUGGCCCCUAUGGUAUAUCGCCGUGGUGGAGCAUCAGGUUAACGAGUAAUGACGAUAUACGGUAAAUGGCUAAAGGGUACAAAGGAUAGACUGGAACGAAAAAGGAUAGAAUUGGUAUAGAAACUAGAGCUUCACUAAACGAGAAAUGAGCGAAUAUAGAUUAGAACUACA
Messenger RNA from Botrytis cinerea B05.10, 2078 nucleotides. RefSeq lists its product as hypothetical. Gene Ontology annotation, cellular component: membrane. Gene Ontology annotation, biological process: transmembrane transport; carbohydrate transport. The record is from RefSeq and is a predicted model, not a curated record. The coding region runs from base 274 to 1860 and encodes 528 amino acids. Gene Ontology annotation, molecular function: carbohydrate:proton symporter activity. NCBI's taxonomy places the organism in Eukaryota, Fungi, Ascomycota, Leotiomycetes, Helotiales, Sclerotiniaceae. The transcript has 3 exons.